CACAGACCAAGGACCACGUGAGGACGCAAAGAGGACUUGGCCAUCUGCAAGCCAGGGAGAAAUGCCUAGGAGAUCCAAUCCUACCCACACCUUGAUCUCAGACUCCCACCCUCCAGGACUGAGAACAUCAGUGUGUAUUAUCUGAACCCCUCGAUCCAUGCUGGAGUGUCACGGCAGUCACACUCGCUGAUCAACCCUGCCUCUCCUCAUGGGCCCCUUCUCAGUCACGACCUCCAGAUCUACCCAGCUACUGAGAUGCAGUGUUUUAAAGAAGACAGACAGAAUGUUUUGCAGCUUCUCCCCCUGAAAGAAGGCCAGCAAGGGCCUCAGUCACUCUGCAGGAAGACAGGAGGCCACAGCGGGAAAAGCAUCUCAGCUGCCGGGAUCAACAAGAUGGCAGCCAAUGUCUCUCUCGCUGCAAACACAUCUGAAGCGACGCACUACGAGUCAGCUGGCUACACGGCUCUGCGGAUUCUCCCACUGGUGGUACUCUCGGUCACCUGUGUCCUGGGUGUGCUGGGCAAUGGGCUGGUGAUCUGGGUGGCUGGGUUCCGGAUGGCACGCACAGUCACCUCCAUCUGUUACCUGAACUUGGCAAUAGCCGACUUCUCCUUCACCACCACCCUCCCUUUCCUCAUUGUCUCCAUGGCCAUGGAUGGACAGUGGACUUCUGGCUGGUUCCUGUGCAAGUUAGUUCACAUUGUGAUGGAAAUAAACCUUUAUGGCAGUGUCUUCCUGAUCGCUCUCAUCGCUCUGGAUCGUUGUAUUUGUGUCCUGCAUCCAAUCUGGGCCCAGAACCACCGCACCGUGAGCCUGGCCAAGAAGGUCAUUGUCGGAAUCUGGAUUUUUGCCCUAGUCCUUUCCUUGCCAAUUUUCAUUUUCUUGUCAACAGCAAGUGAUCGAAGAAGUGGGAACAUAUACUGUACCUUCUCUUUCGCAUCCUGGGGAGACACUGUUGAAAAGAGGCUGGAGGUGGCCCUCGCCACGUUGACAGCCAGAGGGAUCAUCCGGUUCAUUAUCGGCUUCAGCACGCCCAUGUCCACGGUCGCCAUCUGCUAUGGGCUCAUCGCCGCCAAGAUUCGCAGGAAAGGCAUGAUGGAUUCCAGCCGUCCCUUUCGGGUGCUCACGGCCGUUGUGGCUUCCUUCUUCAUCUGUUGGUUCCCCUUUCAACUGGUUGCCCUUCUAAGAACUAUCUGGGUGAAAGAGAGGUCUAAGUACAAAAUGCUUGCUGUCCUAAUCAACCCAACAAUGUCCCUGGCCUUGUUCAACAGCUGCAUCAACCCAAUACUCUAUGUUUUCCUCGGCCGGGACUUCCGAGAGAGACUGCUGCACUCUCUCCCUGCCAGUCUAGAGAGGGCCCUGAGGGAGGACCUGGCCCCGACCAGUGACCCAGCCAAUAGUGCCACUGCAACUCCCACUGAGGUCGAGUUAACACGAGGAGGGGCUUCCGCUUCAUCCCUACCCUAACCUUGAUCCCACUUCCGGCUUUAUCGCACCUGGAUCCACGCCAUUGAAUAUUUGUUCUGGAAAAACAUUUCUGUAUCCCCCGAUUUGUAGAAAGAAUAAGACUACUGAUGUCGUGUGUGUGUGUGUGUGUGUGUGUGUGAGAGAGAGAGAGAGAGAGA
Molecule: messenger RNA, 1625 nt
Organism: Fukomys damarensis (Damara mole-rat)
Lineage: Eukaryota; Metazoa; Chordata; Mammalia; Rodentia; Bathyergidae
Product: N-formyl peptide receptor 2
Exons: 3
Coding region: 256-1467 (403 amino acids)
Biological process (GO): inflammatory response; phospholipase C-activating G protein-coupled receptor signaling pathway; positive regulation of cytosolic calcium ion concentration
Cellular component (GO): plasma membrane
Molecular function (GO): N-formyl peptide receptor activity; complement receptor activity
Source: RefSeq, a predicted model, not a curated record